AUGCUCUUCGCGUUGGAGCGACGCGCGACGCGCGGCGCGUUGACGACGGUGCGCGAACAGACGGGCGCGUCCGACGCGGAGGCGCUGGCGGAGGACGCGCACUUGGCGGAGGGCGACCCGCGGGCGCUGCGAGCGAUGGCGCGGGCGUGGGAGGCGCUGGACGCGACGCCGGCGAACGAGGCGAUGCGGCUGUACGUCAAGGUGCUGGACGAGGAAAAACCGAAUUGGUGGGACGGCGCGGCGACGGAGGCGCGGCGAAGCAAUCGUGGGAUGCACGCGAAGGGCGGGAUGGAGGCGCUGCCGGAGGCGAUGCGCGUCGAGCGCGGGAGAUGGGAGUUUUUGGAGUACGCGGGGACGAAGCCGACGGCGCGGUUUCAACACGCGGCGACCGUCGCGGGCGCGAAGAUGUACGUCAUCGGGGGAUCGUUUCGCGGACGAUUCAUGAACGACACGCACGAGCUCGAUUUGACGACGUCGACGUGGCGGCGGUUGAAGACGAAGCCGGGGACGAGCGCGUUACCGGCGUGCGCGGGGCAUCGGGCGGUGACGUGUCGAGGCGUCGUCUUCGUCGUCGGCGGCCGGUUCAAGGGACCGGAGACGAGCGCCAUGUCGGUGUACAGGAUGGAAACGAAAGACGAUGGAUUAGACGAAGUGGAAUGGGUCAAGAUUGAAACCGGCGGAGACGAAGCGCCGUGCGCGCGUCGCGGCGCCUCGGUCACGAUGGUCGGCGAACACAAGUGCAUCGUCUUCGGCGGCGAAGACGACGAGCGACGAUUUUUGAACGACGCGUGGAUUUUAGACAUGACUUCUUUCGUGUGGCGCGCGGUGAAGGCACCCGGUGGGCACCCUCCAGAGUCUCGCGCGGAGCACACUGCGACGAUGUGGGGCCAAGACACGCUGCUCGUCUUCGGCGGUACGGGCAGAUCGACGAAAUGUUUUUCAUCACUCUUUGCGCUCGACUUAGUGCAACACAAAUGGAUAGAGGUGAAUCCUCGCGGCGCGGCGCGCGUCGAGCCUCGCGCGGGUCACGCGGCUGUCUUGAUCAAAGACGGUCGGUUCUGGGUCCUCGUCGGCGGAGGCAACAACGAGCGCGGGCUCUCAGAGUGUUCGAUUUUAGAUUUGGAGGAGAUGGAAUGGGUCGAUCGGAACGAUGCAUUUCUCGCACCGCCGAUCGUGGGAGAAGGCAUGACGUUGUGCGCGCUGAGCACGCGCGAUGGUAUGGAGGACGCCGUCGUCGCCUUUGGUGGAUACAACGGAGCGUGCCAAAACGAGACGCAAAUCUUGCGCGUGCCGGAAGAUUUCCCCGAGCACGAAGCCCUGGCGAGCGAUGAAAAUCGCGCUCCACCGGUGAGCACGAGCGUUCUGCGCGAUGACAAGUCGAUCGAACGAGACGACGAACGAGACGACGAACACGCGUCCUCCCCGGCGUCGGCGCUUAUCGAUUUCGCUAGUCCGGACAAGCCGGCGGCGACCACCUUCGCUUUCGGCACCGACGCGAGCGUGCAGGCGUACAGAAAAGAAAACGUCGAGCUCCGUCGCGCGUUACAUCGCAUGCGGAACGACGCCCAAAUCGUCGCCGACGCACACGCCGCCCUCCGCGUGCGAUGCGAGGACCUCGAGCGCGGCUUGAGCGACGAGCGCCGCCGCAACGAAGACCUCGAGCGCAAAGUCGCCGCGCUCGCGGAGCAAAUUCGCGGCGGUUUAGGUGCCAGCGGUUCAUUCUUCUCUCCUUGA
Messenger RNA from Ostreococcus lucimarinus CCE9901, 1734 nucleotides. RefSeq lists its product with no specific name. Bases 1 to 1734 code for a protein of 577 amino acids. Lineage: Eukaryota; Viridiplantae; Chlorophyta; Mamiellophyceae; Mamiellales; Bathycoccaceae. The record is from RefSeq and is a predicted model, not a curated record. The transcript has a single exon. Gene Ontology annotation, molecular function: protein binding.